AUGGAUUUCUACAACAUUCUGAGUUGGAACAUUGGGGGGCUAAAUGAGAAGAAUAAGCAACUAUCAGUUUUUGAUAUCUCCAGGUUGAAUAAAGUUGGCAUUGGGGCGCUUCUUGAAACUAAAGUCAAGGGUGAGGAAAUAAAGGAUGUAAUGAGUUCUAUUUUUACUGGUUGGAGCUAUUACAGUAAUAUGUGUUUGGAGGGUCAUAUCUUAUUAAUUUGGAAAGAUAGUUUGGUGAACAUCGCUGUUAUUCAGGAGAGUGAUCAGUUCUUACACAGUAGAGUUAAAAAUUUUGGUAGAAACCAAGAGUUUUGUCUUACUAUUGUGUACGACUCUAAUAGUUUGGAGGCAAGGAGGUCUCUGUGGCUUAAUUUAGCCAAUUUGCAAUUUCUUAUUAAACCUUGGAUUAUUUUGGGGGAUUUCAAUGUUGUUUUUGAUGUUGACGAUAGGAUUGGAGGGAGGCCUAUUUCAGCUAAGGAACUAGAGGAUGCUCGGCAGUGGGAAGCUUUAGGCUUAGUUGAUGAAAUGAAGAUUAUGGAGCCAACUUAUACCUGGUCUAACAAACAAGAAGGGGGAGCUCGAAUUUUCUCUAAGCUGGAUAGAGUUUUUAAGAAUGAGGAGUGGGUGGAUUCCUUCACUUUGGCUGAAGUUAUUUCUCAAUGGGAUGUGAUUUCAGAUCACAGCUUUAUUCUUAUCAAGCAAGUGGAAGUAAGAAGGACUGGUGUGAAUCCAUUCAGGUUCUAUAACAUGUGGUCUACUCAUUCUAAAUUUAGGGAGAUAGUUCUAGAGAGCUGUACUAAGCCUUUAAAGGGCAGGGGCUUGGAAGGUAUUGUUUGGAAACUUUCUAGAAUUAAGCAUGUUCUGAAGAAAUUUAAUUGGAAGUCUAUGGGAGAUGUUGUUAGAAACUAUGAGGAGAGCAAAUGUAAGUUUCAGCAGGCACAAGCUAACCUUCACAAUGAUCCUAUGAAUAUUCAAUUGCAUUAUGAGGAAAGAGCUGCUCAGUGGGAGUUCAGUAGGUAG
Humulus lupulus (European hop) is the source of this 1020-nucleotide messenger RNA. RefSeq lists its product as uncharacterized. The transcript has a single exon. Bases 1 to 1020 code for a protein of 339 amino acids. The record is from RefSeq and is a predicted model, not a curated record. Lineage: Eukaryota; Viridiplantae; Streptophyta; Magnoliopsida; Rosales; Cannabaceae.